Molecule: messenger RNA, 1968 nt
Organism: Microdochium trichocladiopsis
Lineage: Eukaryota; Fungi; Ascomycota; Sordariomycetes; Xylariales; Microdochiaceae
Exons: 3
Coding region: 72-1607 (511 amino acids)
Source: RefSeq, a predicted model, not a curated record
CCAGCCUUGUUGAGCGUGGUGUCAAGGGCGCUCGCCUGUCCAAGAACGCCCAGAGCCUGUUUGACUACUCGAUGCAGGUGUCGGACUCGCGCUACGACUCGUCCUACAACUACGUCUGGUACCAGGACAAUGGCCAGUGGUCCGUCCGCUUCACCUCGUGGUACAUUGCCGGUCUCCUGCACCGGGGCUCCAAGGACGACGUCAAGUCUGCCAUUGCUGCCAUCGAGAACGUGCUGGCCAACCAGCUCAACAGCGACUUCGACUCGGCUUGGUACGGCACGUUCAAGCUGUCGCCCGACGAGCCCGACCCGACGCCGGACGGACCCCUCUACCCGCCGAGCAUCUACAACACCUACGAUCCCAACUGGAGAGAGUUUGUCGGCUCGCAGCUCAUCCAGAUUGUCGAGGAGUUUGACAAGGUCCUCCCCAAGGCUCUGGUCGGCCGCAUUGAGACCGCUCUCGAGGCGGCUGCGAUCGGCGGCAUGCGCCGCAACGGCUCGUUCCCCGAGGGCGACAACCUCAUCCUCGGCUACUCGAACCCGGCCAUCAUGCGGGCCCUCACCACGGGCUGGAUCGGCAAGCGCAAGAACAACAAGGUCCUCAUCGACUUUGCCGCGCAGCAGGGCACCGACAUCUUCAAGCUCUUUGAGCGCGAUGAUGACGCCCUGGCCGAGUACAAUGCCCCCAACUACUACGGCAUCGACAUCUGGGCCCUGGCUGCUAACAUCGCCUACGGCCCGGCCGACGCCCCCAUGACCAAGAACUCCAAGGUCAUCCUGCAGAAGCUGUGGGACGACAUCGCCGCCCACUACAACCCGUACCUCGGCAACAUGGUCGGUCCCUACGACCGCGCCUACAGCCGUGACGCCACCACGCACUCUCAGAUCCUUUCCAUGAUCACCUGGGGCGUCUAUGGCCGCGGGGUCUUUGGCCAGCCUCCCCUCGGCGAGGGUGACUUGCUCUACGACAUUGCCCAGGGUGCCGCCCUCGCGAUGGUCAUGGACGUCAUUGCGCCCACCAUCAGCAAGAACGCGCAGUCCAUCAUCACCGCCAAGGGCGACUGGAAGGGCAGCCGCUUCAUCAACAAGACGCUCUACGAGGAUCUCACCUCGACCAGCGCCCGCGUUGCGACCUCGUGGCUCAGCUCCAAGCUCAUGAUUGGCGCGCAGACCGUGUCCGAGACCAAGAACAGGGGCAACCAGUACGUGCCCGCCAUUGUGCACUGGGCUGCAGACUCGUCGCACAAGCCGUACCCCUACAUGGGCUUCUUCUCCCUGUACCCCUCCGCCUCGACGCUCACGGCCGAGGCCACCGCGAACAAGCUGGUGGUGUCGUACCCCAACACCACACAGGCCGGCACCAACAUCUUCACCUUCGCCCUCACCGGCAUCCCCCCCUCGUGGACGCUCGGCAAGAAGAACGUCGUCACUGGCCUGGAGCACCUGCCCUGCCUGAACGUCAAUGUGACAGCCCCUGGCCUGGUCAAGCAGGACGUGGUCUACGGUGCCACCCUCCGGGACCACUGGAUCUACAACAUCUCGUACGCGGUGCCCUCUGGCUUCUCAGGCGUCCCCAAGGUGACCCUGGACAUGGAGUACACCUGCUAGAGGUUAUGACGAUGAUUUGUGUCGGGUUAUGUGAGAGGCGCCGUUUGUUGGCUAAUUCUAUGUAAAUAUUUACCUUGUGCCGCGCUAUAUCUGAGCAACCAAUUGGGCCUUUGUUGCUAUGCCCGACCUAUGACAUGGAUGGCUUGGUAAGAGUCUGGUGCUGUAUGCGCAGGCCGGCGGCCGCCCCGAGACUGGGGGUAAGGCAUUACGACAAACAUCGGCGUAUCUGUAGCUCUUGGGUCCUGGACCAAUGUCGCAAUAUUAGAGACAUUCUACCAAAUUCUACCAAGAGGUCAAGUUGCGCAUACUGCUGUUCAUCACGGCAUCGCUUGCAUGUUCAAAUAGUAUAUAUGGAUCUGGC